UGUCAUUCACUUUGUCAAAAUGGCGCUAGAGUCGGCCUAGACUCGGCGUCAAUGCUGUUGUCUGUUUGAGCCUUUGUGUGCUACCUGGGUCCGUGGACGCCAUUAGUUUUUGUGCUUGUUAGUGCAGCUUUUAUUUUAAGUGGAUUUCAGAAAAAAAGUAGUUUAGAACUCCACUUUCAAUAAAGAAAGUCCGCCCUGUCUGUGCAGCUAUGUCUUCGAAACGUAAAUCUGAACCAGUUAAGAAACCGGCAAAGCGUAAUAAGAAGAAAAUCGACGAAGAUUAUGAGUCGGAUCAAAGCGACGACUACAAUGCUAAUGAUGGACCUUCAGCAGAGGUGAUAAUUCCGUCCGACGAUAUUAACAAUCAUGAACAAUUGCCAGAGGACUUACUUAAAACUUACGAUAAAGGACCAGGUCGGUUACUCAUCUCUGGUAUGGUUACCUGGGACAUGACAGGAAGAAAAGCCGGUACCAAAGGUACCGCUAAAGUUCGACCGAAUCUCUACUCGUUUCAUCGCUUUACUUCAGAAACGUACCGCUCCGUGGUGAGUGGAUGCUGCUCGGCUCAUUCAGUGCUGAUAACAUCAGAUAUGAAGGCAUUAGCAUUUGGUCGCAACCAAUUUGGCCAACUGGGACAAGCGGAUCUGAAAACAAUCGAAAAACCUACACAGGUUUCCGGUUUGGAGUGUUUCAAUGUCAUCCAGGCAGCUUGUGGCCGAAACCAUACACUUUUCUUAACAGACGCGGGUAUCGUUUAUGCAUGCGGCGACAACAAAAGCGGACAGUGCGGUGUUGGUAAUACCCAGCCAAUGAUUUUAAAGGCAACUCGUAUUAAUUACGGAGGACCGCCCAUUAUUCGGAUUGGAUGCGGCGCCGAUUUCUCUAUGAUACUUGAUAUAAAGGGCAAUUUGUAUUCUUUCGGGCUACCGGAAUACGGCCAGCUCGGACAUAACACUGAUGGCAAGUAUUUCGUAACGUCCAAUAAAAUGUCUUUUCAUUUUGAAACAUCGCCCAAAAAAAUUGUUUUAUACGUUGAAAAGGCUAAAGACGGCCAUGUGACACCGAUCGAUGAUGUUAAAAUUGUGGACUUCUCAUGCGGCAACAAUCAUACAGUCGCGAUUGACUCGAAGAAUAGAGCGUUCAGCUGGGGAUUCGGAGGAAUUGGGCGACUAGGCCACUCCGAGCAGAAGGACGAGAAAGUUCCUAGAUUGAUUAAAUUUUUCGACUUUCAAAAUCGUAAAGUUCUGCGUGUUUUCUGUGGUACUUCCUAUAGCCUCGCAACUACCGACAUAGGUAACCUUUAUUUGUUUGGUCAAAAUAAGAAGACUGGUGAAGCGAAUAUGUACCCGAAACCAGUACAGGAUUUAGCCGGAUGGAACAUUACCAGUAUUGGGACUAGUUACACUUCAAUUGUCAUUUCUGCCGACGAUUCUCUAAUUGCUUGGGGAGCAUCUCCGACGUACGGUGAGCUAGGUCUUGGAGAUUUGCAGAAAUCAUCUUCGACACCGAAAGCGGUUUCUCGUUGCGAUGGCAUGAAAAUACCGCAAAUUUCAAUGGGUUACUCGCACACUUUGCUUCUCGUGAAUACAGAGCAUGAACUGACUAAACAAAAAUACAACACAUUCCCGGAAUUCAUUAUAGAUUAAUCAAGUUCAGGUUUAACUUUUGUGUGAGCCUUACUAAUAUCCGUUCGUCUAUUUUGGCAGGUUCAACUGCUUAUUUUAUUCUUUUACUUAUGUAACAUUAAUGUUAACUCCACACAACACGUCUCCUAUAAAUAAAAUCAUUUUAUAAUGGA
This is a messenger RNA of Wyeomyia smithii (pitcher-plant mosquito), 1798 nucleotides long. RefSeq names its product protein RCC2 homolog. Lineage: Eukaryota; Metazoa; Arthropoda; Insecta; Diptera; Culicidae. Bases 210 to 1646 code for a protein of 478 amino acids. The transcript has a single exon. The record is from RefSeq and is a predicted model, not a curated record.